Molecule: messenger RNA, 660 nt
Organism: Penicillium crustosum
Lineage: Eukaryota; Fungi; Ascomycota; Eurotiomycetes; Eurotiales; Aspergillaceae
Product: alpha/beta hydrolase
Exons: 1
Coding region: 1-660 (219 amino acids)
Source: RefSeq, a predicted model, not a curated record
AUGAGCAUUGACCAGCCAACCGGAGGCGUGAAUAUGACAUAUGGAAGUGGAGACGCUAAGUAUCUCCGCUAUUGGAAGCCUAAAUCCCCCAACGCUCCGAUCGUCCUCUUUGUCCACGGGGGCAGUUGGCGAUCAGGGACCUAUUUAGACUUGAUUGGAUCCCCCAAAAUUACUCAUUUGACCGGCCGAGGCUAUGUCUUCGCCAUUGUCAACUACACACUCAUCCCAUCUGCGACGAUGGAAGAGCAGGUGCAGGUGGCCGACUUGCUGGUUUACCUGGUCAGAAAUGCAGCCACACUAGACUUUGACCCCCAACGAGUCAUUCUGAUGGAACACAGUUCGGGUGCACAUAUUGCCACGCUACUGAGGACUGAUGAAAGAUACUCCGAGAAGGCAGGGAUCGAUAUUUAUAUCGUGCGGGCGGUUAUCUCUCUCGACGGCUCAAAUUACAACGCAGUGGCGGAGAUCACCGACAGUUCGCGGCCGGUAGCGGAGAGCACAAUCAGAGGGCUCGGCACUGACCCAAAACGACCGAAAGAUGAAGGUUUCGAGGACCAUAUGCAAAUGCCAUUACGCCUUGGCGACUCCACCUAUCCUGCAACAUUGGUUAUGAAUAACUGGCUCAAAGUGCAUGUUCCAGUAACCAUCCCAAGUACCUGA